UAAAACGCUCCUGUCUCGAAUACGCGGUCUCGUCACUCGCUGCGCGGACCAAGCGGAGCUCACACCGACAUCGAAGAACGCAUCGCAACCGUUCGUCGUCGCCGAAAGUUUUCCCGUUAGGAGACUCACGUUUUCACGACACGACCCGCGGUUUCCCAAAAUGCAGAGCCCGCUCGCCCAGCCCAGGAUCUGGAUCCUCGUCCUCCAGUUCGUCGUACUCUUCGCACCUUCCCACCUCUACCCAGUUGAGGAUCAAGAAAGUGAAGCGGUAUACCGAUCAAGUAAUGGACCCAGAGUUCCACAUCUCGAAAGGAACAGGUACGAGCGACCGACCCAGUUGUACAACGACCCGUUGUUGGACCAGGCCCUGAACGAGGUGGAGUACACCCGCCACCGGAACCGUAUAGAACAUGGCUCGCCGGAAGCAGUCCCGGACCUGGAAAGUGGGUUUCCGCCGAGAUGCAUGGGGCUCACUUGCCUAGGAGAGGAAACGGAAAUGGGUGACGGUUUCCGCUUUUCACACGCACGGGGUAAACGCUCCGAAGUGGCCAUCGGUGGCACGGGCACGCUUGACAAGCUAGGGGGUGCUAAUCUCAUCCGGAAACGGUUCUUUCAACCGGAAGUCAGAAACAGAGAACCCGGUUUAGACGCCACCUGGCACUUGGGCCGCAACAACGCCGAGGACAGGGAUUCGAUCGCGGUAGACUUCUCCAAAAGAGGCCUCUUCGAUAGCUUCUUCUCGACCCCUCGACCCAGUUUCGACUCCAGGGUCGCCAAAGAACACCCCUUCCUAGCUACCUCUCAGAGCGGCUUGUUCAAAGAUUACAACUCCCUCCUUCAGAUCACCCCCGCGCCCCCGACGCAAAGCUCUUUCAGCCUUGGUAAUCUUUUUUGGGGCGGACAGACGAGCAAGAGGACCGGGCACUUGGACCGACUUGGAGGUGCAAAUUUGGUCAAGCGACGAGAUUCUGAUGACGGGUAUUUUGAGUCUGUAGGAGGUGGAUCUCAGGAAAAUGGUGUUCAGGGUCCGCGUGUUUUUUUGGGAGACGAUAAACUGAGUUUGGCGAAGAGCCGGAUACACAAUAAGCCCAGUGAAGAUGGAGAGGUGCUUUUUGACUUUUUGAAAGGUACUGUUGUUGGACAAGAUGGGGACUCUGUCGACUUUGGUUUCAUCCAUGGGGAGCCCUACCUUAAGUCAUCUCGGGUGGACUCCAGGAUUUCAGGAGACAAUCCCUUCCAAGGGUUUUUAAGCAAUGAUUACAUCGAAAAUCUCGAGAAAUCAAAUUUGCAAAGGAGAGGAUACUUAGAUUCCCUCGGUGGCUCGAACCUCCAGAAACGAAGAGUUCUUGACCAACUAGGUGGGCAAAAUCUCCAGAAGCGACUGCUCGAUAGCUUGGGUGGACAGAAUUUACAAAAAAGGGAGUAUCUCGACGCUCUGGGUGGACAGAAUUUACAGAAAAGAUACCGCGAGAGACAGUCUUUACGCAAGCGGUACCUGGACUCUUUAGGUGGACAAAAUUUGCAGAAAAAGAGUCAUUUGGAUUCCUUGGGGGGCCAAAAUUUACAGAAAAGAAAUUUCUUCGAUUUCUUGGGGGACUCUUCGUCAGACGAGGGGCUUGCCGGGGUUGUGAAUGAUACAAAUGGGCCAGGGAAUAGGGUAGACGAAAUUAUUUACGUUAGCCAUUCAGUUAAGAGGAAUGCAGGCAAUGAAACAACGCCUGAGGGUAUGGGGGCAGUGGCAAAAGUGGAGAUCAUUGGUGCACCGCAGCAAGGAGAAAAUAAAGAACUUUUCAGAGUCAACUUAAGUGAGGGCAAUAAUCCCACAAAGUUCACAGAAACUUCGAGCAGCCAAAACUUGGAUCCCUUAGGAGGUGCUAAUCUCAUCAGAAAUUUAGACGCUCUUGACGGCUAGGUAAACUAGGCUUCGAUCUAUGCUCAGAAAAAUCCGAUCAAAGAGUUAAAAGUCACGUCAACUUAAUAACACGAACAAAGACCGUCUGGACUAAAACAUUUUACGUUCAGAACAAAAAUAAUCUAAUUUUGAUACGCAACCUUGGCUCAUAUGAUUAAUUUCGUAUUUUGAUCAUUAAAAAAAAAAAAAAAAAAAAAAAAAA
Molecule: messenger RNA, 2114 nt
Organism: Bemisia tabaci
Lineage: Eukaryota; Metazoa; Arthropoda; Insecta; Hemiptera; Aleyrodidae
Source: RefSeq, a predicted model, not a curated record